Messenger RNA from Recurvomyces mirabilis, 1578 nucleotides. RefSeq names its product Ceramide glucosyltransferase (gene HSX11). NCBI's taxonomy places the organism in Eukaryota, Fungi, Ascomycota, Dothideomycetes, Mycosphaerellales, Teratosphaeriaceae. Gene Ontology annotation, molecular function: ceramide glucosyltransferase activity. Gene Ontology annotation, biological process: glucosylceramide biosynthetic process. Gene Ontology annotation, cellular component: membrane. The record is from RefSeq and is a predicted model, not a curated record. The transcript has 2 exons. The coding region runs from base 1 to 1578 and encodes 525 amino acids.
AUGCAGCGUGAGACUGCCUUCGUCAAGGCACACGCGAAGUCGAGCGACAAUGACCUAUCGACGAUAACAUUGGUGGCGGCCAGUGCAUGCCUGAUUUGGUAUGUGGUGGUUGCACUGGUCUGCACCAUUGGGUUCAUCCAAUUAUGGCGGCACUAUUCCAGUCCGCGAAGCCCAGCAACUGUAAACGAUGCCAGCCCUGAUAUUACCAUCAUUCGUCCGAUCAAAGGUCUCGAACCAUGUCUAUACGACUGUCUGGCCUCGACAUUCCGACAGAUAUACCCACGUCACAGGCUUCACGUACGCCUCUGCAUAGCGAGUCGAAAGGAGCCAUCUCUACCGAUACUCGAACGUCUGGUCCAGGACUUCCCAGAUCAUGACGCUCAGAUUCUGGUCGAGGAAGAGGAUAGCAUCUUGCAGAACGGAACUCUAAACCUUGGACCGAAUCCCAAGAUCCGCAAUAUGAGCCGAGCAUAUCGAGAGGCUAUUGGUGACCUGAUGUGGGUGAUUGAUUGCAAUGUCUGGGUUGCGAAGGGCACCCUGGGCAGAAUGGUUGCUCGGCUGGAGGGUAGUGGGUCAGGUCAGAAGUACAAGUUUGUGCAUCAGCUGCCGCUCGUGGUCGAUACGGAAGGUAGCACGCUGGCCGACGAGACGCAAGGCUUGCUUGAAAGCGCACGGGGCUCGACGACUACAGGUCCUGCUACCACUUUGCCUUCGCAAAACCGCACAGUCUCUGCGAUUGGCGGUGGACGGCUCGAGGAGAUGUUUCUGUCGUCAGCACAUCCGAAGUUCUACACCGCCAUCAACACAGUCUUGAUCGCACCUUGCAGUGUCGGCAAGAGUACCAUGUUUCGCAAGUCAAACCUGGAUAGCCUUACUUACGCUCAAGGCAUCGAUUACUUCAGCGAGAAUAUUUGCGAGGACCAUCUAAUCGGCGAUCUACUGUGGAAACAGCAGGUCCCCGAGGAGAAGGCAGGAGAGAAGUAUGGCAAGCAUGCUAUGCUUUUCGGCGACCUGGCUGUUCAGCCAAUGGCGAACAUGUCCGUGGCGGAGUACUGGCAGCGGAGAGUCAGAUGGUUGAGGGUGAGGAAGUUCACGGUCACUCUUGCGACAUUUGUGGAGCCCGGGACGGAGAGCUUUCUAUGCUCUUCCUACGGUGCUUUUGCUGUGACAACGCUAGCAUUCUUUAACGACCACUUCAGCAUCCCACAAACCUGGACAGGAUUCAUCCUGUUCUGGCUCAUGAGUGUCUCUAUCUGGUGUGCAAUGGACUGGAUUUUGUACCUGCAUUUGCAAUCAGGCAAGUCCAUUGCAGUAAACAAAGACACUCCUUUCUUCGCUCGACCAACUAAGAACGGCAGGAGACGACCCUUCAGCGCGUGGUUACUAGCAUGGGUUGGACGAGAGGCGCUGGCCUUGCCAAUCUGGACUUGGGCAUUCUGGGGCGGCACGCAAGUCGAGUGGCGAGGGAAGAGGUUCUGGGUUGGCAUGGAUAUGAAGGUGCAUGAGAUAGCUGAUGAGGGCCACGAUUCAAACGCGAUGAUAGCGACGAAUGGACAUGCUAAGAAGAGGUACGAUUGA